Molecule: messenger RNA, 1379 nt
Organism: Catharus ustulatus (Swainson's thrush)
Lineage: Eukaryota; Metazoa; Chordata; Aves; Passeriformes; Turdidae
Gene: STX3
Product: syntaxin 3
Exons: 11
Coding region: 147-1016 (289 amino acids)
Biological process (GO): intracellular protein transport; exocytic insertion of neurotransmitter receptor to postsynaptic membrane; synaptic vesicle fusion to presynaptic active zone membrane
Cellular component (GO): plasma membrane; postsynapse; presynaptic active zone membrane
Molecular function (GO): SNAP receptor activity; SNARE binding
Source: RefSeq, a predicted model, not a curated record
GACAGGCACAGGGGACAGGGCCACCCGCCACCUCGCCUGGAUGUAGGAGGCCUGGCCGAGCGGCGAGGACCGAGGGUGACAUCCCCCAUCCCUGCGGUGGGCGAGGACGGGGACCCCCCCGCGCCCCCCCAGCCUUUGGGGGCACCAUGAAGGACCGGCUGGAGCAGCUCAAGGCGAAGCAGGAUGCAGACGACGAGGAGGAGCUGGAGAUCGCCGUGGACAACACGGCGUUCAUGGAUGAGUUCUUCUCGGAGAUUGAGGAGACCCGGCAGAACAUCGACAAGAUCUCAGAGAACGUGGAGGAAGCCAAGAAGCUGUACAGCAUCAUCCUCUCAGCCCCCAUCCCAGAGCAAAAGACCAAAGAUGACCUGGAGCAGCUGACGGCAGAGAUCAAGAAAAUGGCCAACAGCGUCCGUAACAAGCUGAAGAGUAUGGAGAGGAACAUUGAGCAGGAUGAGGCACGAUCCUCAGCUGACCUCCGGAUACGCAAGUCCCAGCACUCGGUCCUGUCCCGCAAGUUCGUGGAUGUCAUGACCAAGUACAACGAGGCGCAGGUGGAUUUCCGGGAGCGGAGCAAGGGCCGGAUCCAGCGCCAGCUGGAAAUCACCGGCAAGAACACGACGGACGAGGAGCUGGAGGAGAUGCUGGAGAGUGGGAACCCCUCCAUCUUCACCUCGGGGAUCAUGGACUCGCAGAUCUCGAAGCAGGCGCUGAGCGAGAUCGAGGGGCGGCACAAGGACAUCGUGCGCCUGGAGAGCAGCAUCAAGGAGCUCCACGACAUGUUCGUGGACAUCGCCAUGCUGGUGGAGAAUCAGGGAGCCAUGAUCGACCGCAUAGAGAACAACAUGGACCAGUCCGUCGGAUUCGUGGAACGGGCCGUGGCCGACACCAAAAAGGCUGUGAAGUACCAAAGUGAGGCCAGGAGGAAGCUGCUGAUUUUGGUGGCAGUGGCCGUGCUCGUGCUGGGGACAGUUGCCCUGAUCACUGGACUCUCAGUGGGGCUGAACAUGAAAUAGCCCUGGGGCAGGGGUCUACGCUCCCGACCAUCCCAGCGGUGUCACCUCCCGGCGGGAUCCUCCCUGGCACUGAUCCUGGACCCCUCCUCUCCCUGCUCCUCCCGGACCUGCUGCUCCCAGCCCUCCAUGUCCCGGUUCUCGCCGCGGGCUCCAGCACUACCGCCUUUCCCGCCCGUCCUGCCGCUCCCUGGGAUCUGUCCCUCGUGUCCCCACGGGAGGGGACAGAAUUCCUUCCGUGGGGACGCGGCCACUGCUGUCUCAGCCCCAGCGAGGGGUGACAAGGACACAAAUCCCAGGGCCGGACGCAGGUCAUCCCGGUGGAAUGAGGGCGGGAAUAGGGACAGGACAAGGGCUUUGAUGGCA